AUGUGGAGGCGCUUCGCGGCGGAGUUCUCCGCGCAGACCUCGCUGCACGGCUGCCGGCAGGUCGCCAAAGCCGGCACCAGCGCUGCCGGCAGGCUGUAUUGGGUGGCUGUUAUUUUCUGCUGUUCGGCAUUCUGCGCGUUGUUCGUUUAUAACAUUUGGACCGAAUAUGAAGACAGCCCGACUUCGACAACCAUAGAAAUGACCAAUUACCCUCUGUACCGCAUACCUUUCCCAGCAGUUACCAUCUGCCCAUACACUAAAAUUCGCAGAACAGUGGGAGAGAAGAUUCUUGCAAGGUACUUGAAUGUGUCAGUGUUGAAUGAAACGCUACGUGAACAGUUACGGCUUGUUAUGGAAGCUUUAUCUCUCCAAGAGUUUCCGCCGAGCAGAGCAGCAAUGGAAACGUUCGAAAACAUAAAGGUGUUUGCUAGGCUCUUCCAUAAUCUCAACACCACCCGUUUCAUGCUCGAUGUCCUUCCAAGAGUGGAAGAUAUAUUCGCAGUUUGCUACUGGCAAGGUUACAGGACAAACUGCUCCAAUAUAUUUUCCCUUCAACGAACCGAUACGGGAUUUUGCUACAGCUUCAACUCCUUGACAUCAGAAAAAACACGGCACUGCCCUACACUGAUCGAGUACAAAGUACCCACAACCGUGGAGCAGCUGCAAGACCCUUGCACAGUGAGGCGCAACAUCGCAUCUGGUCCUACAACGGGUCUCGAGUUGUUUCUCAAAGGAUUACCCCCGGAAGAUACUCUUGACGGCAGGCUAGAACCAUCCAUAGCAAGGGUGUCGGUGCAGCCGGUGACGGAGGUGCCCGAGUUGCGGCGUGGCCUUUGGCUGCGCCGCGGCGGCGCCCCGCUGGCCGCACUGCCGGCGCCCCGCCGCCGCUGCCACCUGGCGGGCGAUCAGCGCGCGCGCCGCUGGCUGGCCGCCGCCUACUCGCAGGCCGCCUGCCGUGGCUCCUGCCGCCUGCAGCGCGCCCUCCGCCUCUGCCGCUGCACGCCAUACUUCUUCAACUACGUGCCCGGGCUGCUGCAGGGCAGCGGCGACUCCUCCGCGUGCCCGCAGUGCCUGCCCGCCUGCGCCUCCUACUCGUAUAGCGUGAGCGCCGUCGAGGAGGACAACACGCACCGCAACCAGCGCGACGGCUACCUCGACCUGCACUACGCCGACGUGGGCGCCGUCAUGUACCGCCGAGACCUCACCUUCGGCACCUCCGAGUUCGUCGUCUUCCGCCAGGCGGAAGAAGAGGAGGGUGCGUCGCAGGACGACCGCAUCGCCGAGGAAACCCGAUGA
Messenger RNA from Schistocerca serialis cubense, 1296 nucleotides. RefSeq lists its product as uncharacterized. The transcript has 9 exons. Lineage: Eukaryota; Metazoa; Arthropoda; Insecta; Orthoptera; Acrididae. Gene Ontology annotation, molecular function: ligand-gated sodium channel activity. Gene Ontology annotation, biological process: sodium ion transmembrane transport. Bases 1 to 1296 code for a protein of 431 amino acids. Gene Ontology annotation, cellular component: membrane. The record is from RefSeq and is a predicted model, not a curated record.